This is a messenger RNA of Notechis scutatus (mainland tiger snake), 611 nucleotides long. Lineage: Eukaryota; Metazoa; Chordata; Lepidosauria; Squamata; Elapidae. The record is from RefSeq and is a predicted model, not a curated record.
CUUCUGCAUUUUUCUUCUUUGAGCCAGCAUUGGCUACCGUUGGAUGUCUGCUUUUCUUCAAGAAGGUUCCACCCGAGAUGAAACCUCACCAAGCGAGCCCCAUGGUUAGAUUACUCUUUCGCAAAUGCUUCAAGUAUCACCGGAGUUGCCCUCUUCCAUCUCUUGCUAAAAAAAGCCCCCUUUGGACGGAGCUGAACUCCCUUCGCCACAGCUGUAGGAGCAGGACCGUUACAUCUGCGAGGACCUUCCAUGCCAGCCCCAGGGCUUUGGGAAAGCUCUGGGACAGCGUCCCCCUGCAGGCAUAUUUACAGACUUUGGAGCAAGAAUAUGAAAGGAUCGAUUCGCUGCUCAGCACCUGCUCCGUGAACGAAUUUAAGGAAAAGGACCUCAGCCUACGACGGGCUAAAUUAUUCCCCUUGGUGCAGGCGUUUCAACAAAUACAAGAGGCCAAAAAACAAAUCCAGGAACUGGAGAAAAUGUGUACAGAGCUAACUCAAUCAGAAGAGAAACCUCUGCUAGAACUUGCUACAGAGGAGAAGGAAGGUAUGAACCAGAGGAUUAGAGCGCUGUAUCUAGAGGUGAGCAGAAUCCAGCUGCAUCAAGCUGUUGUG